Protopterus annectens (West African lungfish) is the source of this 2637-nucleotide messenger RNA. It is a transcript of the gene CHST1, whose product is annotated as carbohydrate sulfotransferase 1. Lineage: Eukaryota; Metazoa; Chordata; Ceratodontiformes; Protopteridae. Gene Ontology annotation, biological process: keratan sulfate proteoglycan metabolic process; N-acetylglucosamine metabolic process; carbohydrate metabolic process. Bases 936 to 2207 code for a protein of 423 amino acids. The record is from RefSeq and is a predicted model, not a curated record. Gene Ontology annotation, molecular function: N-acetylglucosamine 6-O-sulfotransferase activity; keratan sulfotransferase activity. The transcript has 3 exons. Gene Ontology annotation, cellular component: Golgi membrane.
UGGAAUGUGAUUCGUUUGUAUGGAGGCAAAGCAGCCAAAAGGAUCUUCUCCUGUGCUGGUUCACUUUUCAUUCUGUGGUGGUGAUAGACUUUUCAUUGCCGCUGUCUUUAAAAAUGUAAGAUCAUUAAAAUGACACUGCUUGAAGGCAGAGUGGAAGGGACUCGGAAAAAAAAUAGGCGUGAGCUAUUGGAGUGAAACAGGCAUCUAAUUCAGCUUUUCCCCCCAUAUCGAACUGUGCGCUCUCACCACUGCUGAUCCUGGGAGUAAACGCAUGGAAAUCCAUCCCUCUGGAAUGACAUCCUAGCAAACAGCCACGUCUGCCGCAGCAUUUGAACCUACAAAAUGCGUAAAUAUGCUUAAGAUAUCAGUCUGCUUUAGUGGAGAAUGCUGAAAGGGUGUUGAGACGUGCUUGUAUUUCUCCUGUCAACUCAUGUGGAGCGUUAAUAGCACCCCAUCCUCCCUGAACUCUCAUACUAAUUCUAUGGAUCAUUUAAACGUGCAUGGAGUUGCUAUUACACAUUUUCUAGGCUGGUGUGUUUUUCUUGGAUCCGUGGUGCUGACGAGCUGUCUGCUGCAACCCGGUGGCCAGAGAAGAGACAGCAGCCCAGUGAUCCCUGUGAAAUGGACCUACCGGCAGAACCACCAAGCUUGGUGAUUUCAACGCUUGUUAGUAUCUGGAUAUACAUUAAGGGCAGGCUGAUACCUUGGAUAGCAUCAUUCUGUUUUCAUCAUCCUUUCUGCUUCCGAAAUGAAUCACUGAUGUCUCUGCAAAGGCUGGACAGCAUGCUUAGGAAAAUAAAUAAUGUCUAAAACAUAUCCCUUUCCUGUUAAAGCCAUCUCAUAAAGGAAUUAUAAAAAAGGAUAAACAAGGGAAUGAAGAGUUAUGCAAAAAUUUGAUGGUGAGCCAUUAGUUUCUGAAGAAGGCAGCCAAUGAAAUGUCUCCAGUCAUGAACUGCUCUUGGAAGAUUAUCUUCCUUCUGGCUUUGGCACUAAUAGCAAUUCAGUACAAAGCAAUCCGGAACUUUAGUACCAAGCCAGUUCAUACCUGCCCCACGUCUGGUCCACUGAACUGUACACUUAUGCAAGAUAUGGAACCACAGGACCGGGCUUGUGAGGAGUAUUCACUCUUCAAUUAUAAUGGAUCCAGAAAGACCCACAUCUUGAUCUUGGCCACAACAAGAAGUGGCUCAUCUUUUAGUGGACAGCUCUUCAAUCAGCAUUCUGAUAUUUUUUACUUGUACGAACCUCUGUAUCAUGUUCAAGUAGCACUGCUUCCAAAGCUAAUCCUCAGCCGAAAUCCUGCUGAAAGACGUAUCAUGAUGGGAGCAAACCGUGAUCUUUUAAGAAGCUUGUAUGACUGUGAUCUGUACUUUCUAGAAAGCUACCUUAAACCACAGCCAACCAACCAUACAACACUAAAACUUUUCCGAAGAGGUGCUAGUAAAGCCUUAUGCACACCACCCGUAUGCAGUGCUUAUGGGCCAGCAGAUAUCAACAUUGAGGAAAAUACCUGUGUCAAACAGUGUGGGCUGUUGAAUUUGACCCUGGCUUCAGAGUCAUGCAAAGAACGGGGACAUGUAGCCAUUAAGACAGUGCGAGUCCCUGAAGUUGGGGACCUCAGAGCUUUAGUGGAAGAUCCCAGGUUGAACAUAAAAGUCAUCCAGCUAGUAAGAGACCCUCGUGGUAUACUGACAUCCAGGAUUGAAACAUUCCCAGACAUUUAUCGCCUGUGGCGCAUGUGGAGAGCGACAAACAGAAAACCUUACAAUUUAGAUGAGUCUCUCUUGACCACUAUUUGUGAUGAUUUCUUAAACUCUGUUUCAUUGGGCCUUAGUAGGCCCCCUUGGCUUAAGGGUAAGUACAUGAUGGUAAGAUAUGAAGACCUUGCCAGGAAUCCCAGGAAGAAGACUGAGGAAAUCUAUGAUUUUCUUGGUAUGUCCAUGGACAGUAAUGUUGAAGAAUGGAUACAGAACAAUACAAGGGGUGGGGCAUCUGAAGUAAGAGACAAAUUUGGCACUGUGAGGGACUCAGCUGCUACUGCUGAAAGCUGGAGAAUUAAAAUAAGUUUUGACAUUGUACUGUAUGCCCAAAGGCAGUGUGAACAGGUUUUGGAUUUGCUUGGCUACAGAAUGGUCAACUCAUCUGAUGAACUUAAAAAUAUGUCCUUCAGCCUUGUAGAGGAAAAGCCUUUCCCCCCAUUUUUGUAACAAAAGGCGAUCCAGGGUUCAUACAUGGUAUUUUGGUACAAAAGGUUUACUUAAUUGUUGCCUUAUUUUUUUUCUAAGUUUGCACUAUGAAUGUUGGCACAGGGAAAGUACUUCUCCAAAUAAAAGAUCAGUUAUGGAACUGGUAUUGAAAAAUAGCAGCAUGCUAGAUUAAAACAAGUAGAGAAGUCCCAAAAGUUAUGUUUACAAUUGUGGCAAUGCUUAAUGAAAAAGAUUUUUUUAACUAAAACAUUUUAAUUUUUCUCAUAACUAGUAUGCCUGCAUGAUUGUGUGUGCGUAUGUAUGUGCGUGUGUGUGUGUGUGUGUGUGUGUGUGUGUGUGUGUGUGUAGUUUGUGUACGUAUCUGGGUAUGUUUCUUGUGUGUAUCUGCAUGCAUUCAUGUGUGUUUGUGUUUCUAUAUACAGUAUGUGUG